Calidris pugnax (ruff) is the source of this 2142-nucleotide messenger RNA. RefSeq names its product CD276 molecule (gene CD276). The record is from RefSeq and is a predicted model, not a curated record. The coding region runs from base 1 to 1701 and encodes 566 amino acids. Lineage: Eukaryota; Metazoa; Chordata; Aves; Charadriiformes; Scolopacidae. The transcript is spliced from 10 exons.
AUGGAGAUCCAGGUCCCAGAUGAGCCCGUGGUGCUGGAUGUGGGGCUGUCUUCCUGCUGGCAGGGUGCCAUGGAGAUCCAGGUCCCAGAUGAGCCCGUGGUGCUGGAUGUGGGGCUGUCUUCCUGCUGGCAGGGUGCCAUGGAGAUCCAGGUCCCAGAUGAGCCCGUGGUGGCUCUUUUCGGCCGAGAUGCCACCCUGCGCUGCUCCUUCUCUCCCGAGGCCAACUUCAGCCUCGCCGACCUGAGCCUCAUCUGGCAGCUGACGGACACCAAGCGCUUGGUCCACAGCUUCUCUGAUGGCCAGGACCAGCUGGCAGACCAGGUCGGGAGCUACGCCAACCGUACGGCCCUCUUCUACGACCAGCUGGCCCAGGGCAACGUCUCGCUGCUCCUCCGACGCGUGGAGAUCUCGGAUGAGGGCAGCUUCACCUGCUUCGUCCGGGUCCGGGACUACAGCAGGGCAGCGGUGACAUUGCAGGUGGCAGCUCCGUACUCCAAGCCCAAUAUGAACCUGGAGCCCAACAAGGACUUGAAGCCAGGAGAUCUGGCUGUUGUGAGUUGUCACUCUUCCCGUGGCUACCCCGAGGCCAGCGUCCUCUGGCAGGACAGCCGGGGCAGCAACAUCACGGAAAACGUCACCACAUCCCAGGUGGCCAACGAGGAAGGCCUUUUUGACGUGCACAGUGUCCUCCAGGUGCUGGUAGAGCCCAGCAUCACCUACUUCUGCCUGGUGCGAAACCCGGUGCUGCAGCAGGAGACCCAGGCCUCCGUCACCAUCACCCCUCACCACCCUCCCGCAGGUGCCAUGGAGAUCCAGGUCCCAGAUGAGCCCGUGGUGGCUCUUUUCGGCCGAGAUGCCACCCUGCGCUGCUCCUUCUCUCCCGAGGCCAACUUCAGCCUCGCCGACCUGAGCCUCAUCUGGCAGCUGACGGACACCAAGCGCUUGGUCCACAGCUUCUCUGAUGGCCAGGACCAGCUGGCAGACCAGGUCGGGAGCUACGCCAACCGUACGGCCCUCUUCUACGACCAGCUGGCCCAGGGCAACGUCUCGCUGCUCCUCCGACGCGUGGAGAUCUCGGAUGAGGGCAGCUUCACCUGCUUCGUCCGGGUCCGGGACUACAGCAGGGCAGCGGUGACAUUGCAGGUGGCAGCUCCGUACUCCAAGCCCAAUAUGAACCUGGAGCCCAACAAGGACUUGAAGCCAGGAGAUCUGGCUGUUGUGAGUUGUCACUCUUCCCGUGGCUACCCCGAGGCCAGCGUCCUCUGGCAGGACAGCCGGGGCAGCAACAUCACGGAAAACGUCACCACAUCCCAGGUGGCCAACGAGGAAGGCCUUUUUGACGUGCACAGUGUCCUCCAGGUGCUGGUAGAGCCCAGCAUCACCUACUUCUGCCUGGUGCGAAACCCGGUGCUGCAGCAGGAGACCCAGGCCUCCGUCACCAUCACGGGCCAACACCUGGGCUUCCCCGCCGUGGCUCUCUGGGUGACGGUGGGACUCGCUGUCUGCGUCGUGGGGCUCCUUGCUGUCCUGGUGUACGUGUGCCAGAAGAAGAUCCGUGAGAGCCUGGAGGAAGAGGAGGAAAACGCAGGCAAUACAGCAGGGACGGAGGAGCAGGACGAGGAGGGGGGGGAACCCAAGACAGCCCUGCAGCUGCUGAAGAGCCCGGAGAGCAAGGAGGAUAAUGAGCAAGAAAUUGAUUGAUGGAAGCUUGGAUGCCCCCAAGCCGGCACCUUGUGCCCUGGACCAGCUGAGGUAUCUCCAGCAGGGAUGAGCUUUGGGUCCCCUGGAGAGGGCACGGACCUGCUGCCACCCCUCGUCCUGGGCCCUGUCACCAUCCUCCUUCCUCAGCCACGUCUUCGGGGCACCCUGGGGCUGGAGAGAGGCUGCAUCUCUUUAUCCCUGGUGAGCCCUGAAGACCAGAUCCUUCCUGGAGAUGGUGUGGGUGGGGAGGAGGCUCCUCCUUGUCUGUCUGUCCAUCCCCACACUGGGCUGAGAGCAACCAGGGUUGACUGUUCCCUCCAGCACCCUCUGUGCCUGCUCUUGUGGCUCCACAACCGAGCCAGCCUCCCUCCAGGUGCCUUCCAGAGCAAAUUUUGGUGCCCUUCCCAAGCCCAGAGGCCUUGAGAGGGUUGAUGGGCUCAG